This is a messenger RNA of Megalops cyprinoides (Indo-Pacific tarpon), 1723 nucleotides long. RefSeq names its product insulinoma-associated protein 2. Gene Ontology annotation, biological process: negative regulation of transcription by RNA polymerase II; regulation of cell cycle process; neuron differentiation. Gene Ontology annotation, molecular function: RNA polymerase II cis-regulatory region sequence-specific DNA binding; DNA-binding transcription repressor activity, RNA polymerase II-specific. Gene Ontology annotation, cellular component: nucleus; transcription repressor complex. The coding region runs from base 77 to 1723 and encodes 548 amino acids. The record is from RefSeq and is a predicted model, not a curated record. The transcript has a single exon. NCBI's taxonomy places the organism in Eukaryota, Metazoa, Chordata, Actinopteri, Elopiformes, Megalopidae.
GCGCGUAUCCUGGUCAUCAGGCGUUGACCGCUCUUGCUCAUCCAGAAAGUGGACAUAGAAAGUCAUCGGUAUAAGGAUGCCCAGGGGAUUUUUAGUGAAAAGGAGUAAACGGACUUCACCAGCAUCUUACAGGAUGCGUGAUGCGGACAGGGACCCACCGAACGUGGAUCUGCCCCAACAGACAGAGGGACAGACCACCGUGGCCAUUGCCUGCUCAGAUGUGGGACUUCCUGCAGAUGCCAGAGAAUCAUGGGCGAGCGUCCCCGCAGAAACGGAGCAGGCGCAACUCUCCGAAAGCGCAGAAAAAGCCGAAAGGAGUGUGGUCUCCACUGACAACGCGCACGUUAAUAUUGGCGACCCCGCUCAUGGGUCUCCGGGUCGAGCUGAUGCGUCUUACAGUCCUAUAAAGCCAGUCGGUACAGAGCUGAAGAAAUCGUUCUUUGAAAGGUGCCUGAGUUCACCUGCCAUGGCAGAGUCCUUCCCAAUAAGCGCCCCGGUGUCUUCAAUGGAGAGGCUGCUGAUGAAUCACUCGCCCUUCCCGCCUUCGGAAAUGAAAUUCGACACGCCCGUUCACCUGUACUCGCCGCUCCAUCACGUCAUGAAGCGGUCAUACGUGGACUCUGAUCGCAAAGGCAAACCUUCGGCCAAAAAGCCCAAGGUGAUGAGAAAGCUGAGCUUUGAAGAUGAGGUAACCACGUCCCCUGUGCUGGGACUGAAAAUAAAGAAGGAAACUCCCGAAUCGAAAGCGCCAUCGUCUUCAGGGAGUAAGAAACCGCUGGGUGAGUUUAUUUGCCAGCUCUGCAAGGAAGAGUACCCCGACCCGUUUUCCCUUGCGCAGCACAAAUGCUCCAGAAUUGUUCGUGUAGAGUACCGUUGUCCCGAGUGCGACAAGGUCUUCAGCUGCCCUGCCAACCUGGCGUCGCAUCGCAGGUGGCACAAACCUCGUCCCGUUAAUGGGGAGUCCCAAAGUGGGAAGAAGUCUCAACUGACAGCAGAGCAUGACCCCCAGAAGCCGUCGGCGGAGGGCAAAGAGAACGCCAGCAAGAUGCUAGUUAACGAUCAGCACCACCCCUCUCUGGAUAGCUCCCAGUUCCCAGUUCAACAGCAGCGCCCAGCGGAUGGCGCCCACGGGCAAGACCAGCUACGCAGAAAGUCGCAGGAAAGCUCCGCGCCAGUGGACCAGAGUUACAAAGAUCAAGAAAAAUGUUUCGAUCUACAUCUCAGAGCCACAGACGGCUCGAUGCUGCUUGGAUGCUCGGAGACUACGGACGCGACCGCCUCCUCAUACCUGCCUUCUCCUGGUCCGAGUGAGGAGGUGUACGAAUGCCGCUACUGCAGCAAGAAAUUCCGAAGACAAGCAUACCUGAGAAAACAUCUCGCUGCCCACGAAACCAUCAGGUCCUCUACUUACAACCAGAUAGAAAGUGGGCAAAUCACCUUUCCCUGUCACCUGUGCGGAGCCCACUUCCCUUCCGCGGAAAUACGCGAUAAACACAGGCUGUGGCAUGCGGUGAGAGAAGAUAUUCUCGUCAACCCGGGAAAGAGCGUGAACGCGUUAGUGAGACCAGACCUCAUGCAAAGGGAGCAACAGAUCUUCACCUGCAAACACUGUCCGUCCACUUUUUUUAGCUCGCCCGGUUUGACAAGGCAUAUUAACAAGUCUCACCCGACGGAAAACCGUCAGGUGAUGUUGUUGCAAAUGCCUGUAAGGCCAGGUUGCUAA